Clupea harengus (Atlantic herring) is the source of this 4364-nucleotide messenger RNA. RefSeq names its product YES proto-oncogene 1, Src family tyrosine kinase (gene yes1). NCBI's taxonomy places the organism in Eukaryota, Metazoa, Chordata, Actinopteri, Clupeiformes, Clupeidae. The coding region runs from base 26 to 1669 and encodes 547 amino acids. The transcript is spliced from 11 exons. Gene Ontology annotation, biological process: protein phosphorylation. Gene Ontology annotation, molecular function: protein tyrosine kinase activity; protein binding; ATP binding. The record is from RefSeq and is a predicted model, not a curated record.
CUCCCUUCCUCUCCCAGGCUUGACUAUGGGUUGUGUCAAGAGCAAAGAGGACAAGGGCCCCACGCUGAAGUACCGGCCUGACCCCUCGGUCCCCACCCCCGCCUCUCACAUGGGCCACUACGGGCCCGACCCCACCCAGAUGGGCCAGUCGCCGGCCCUCAAGGGCCCCAUGAACAGCUACAACAGCCACGCCUCUGUCCUCACCCCCUUCGGAGGCUGCUCGUCCUCCACGGUCAUCACACCCUUCGGUGGCGCCUCGUCCUUCUCCGCGGUUGCCGUGAGCAGCCCCUUCCCAGGUGUUGUCACAGGUGGUGUGACAUUCUUUGUGGCCUUAUAUGACUAUGAAGCCAGGACGUCGGAUGACCUUUCUUUUAAGAAAGGCGACCGCUUUCAGAUCAUCAACAACACAGAGGGCGACUGGUGGGAGGCGCGCUCCAUCAACACAGGAAAGAAGGGCUACAUUCCCAGCAACUACGUGGCCCCAGCCGAUUCCAUCCAGGCGGAAGAAUGGUACUUUGGGAAAAUGGGUCGCAAAGACGCCGAGAGACUGCUUCUGGUGCCUGGAAACCAACGAGGCACUUUCCUGGUGCGAGAGAGUGAGACGACUAAAGGAGCGUUCUCCCUGUCCAUACGGGACUGGGACGAGGUGAAGGGGGACAAUGUGAAACACUACAAGAUCCGCAAGCUGGAUAAUGGAGGCUACUACAUCACUACCAGAGCCCAGUUCGAUACACUACAGAAACUCGUCAAGCACUAUACAGAGCAUUCUGAUGGCCUGUGCCACAGGCUGACUACUGUGUGUCCGACGGUGAAGCCCCAGACCCAGGGCCUGGCUAAGGACGCCUGGGAGAUCCCGCGGGACUCCCUGCGGCUGGAGGUGAAGCUGGGCCAGGGCUGCUUCGGGGAGGUGUGGAUGGGCUGCUGGAACGGCACGACCAAGGUGGCCAUAAAGACCCUGAAGACGGGCACCAUGUCGCCGGAGGCCUUCCUGCAGGAGGCCCAGAUCAUGAAGAAGCUGCGGCACGACAAGCUGGUGCCCCUCUACGCCGUGGUGUCAGAAGAGCCCAUCUACAUCGUCACCGAGUACAUGGCAAAAGGCAGUCUGCUGGACUUCUUGAAGGAGGGAGAUGGGAAAUAUCUCAAGCUGCCUCAGCUGGUGGACAUGGCAGCACAGAUCGCAGACGGCAUGGCUUUCAUUGAGAGGAUGAACUACAUCCACAGAGACCUGAGGGCAGCUAAUAUCCUCGUCGGGGACAACCUUGUGUGCAAGAUUGCCGACUUUGGCCUGGCCAGACUGAUCGAAGACAACGAGUACACAGCCAGACAAGGAGCCAAGUUCCCCAUCAAGUGGACAGCCCCUGAGGCCGCCCUGUAUGGCCGCUUCACCAUCAAGUCAGACGUCUGGUCCUUCGGCAUCCUGCUGACAGAGCUUGUGACCAAGGGCAGAGUGCCAUACCCAGGCAUGGUGAACCGGGAGGUUCUGGAGCAGGUGGAGCGCGGCUACCGGAUGCCCUGCCCCGCGGGCUGCCCCGACUCCCUGCACGAGAUGAUGAGGAUCUGCUGGAAGAAGGAGGCGGACGAGCGGCCCACCUUCGAGUACCUCCAGUCCUUCCUGGAGGACUACUUCACGGCCACCGAGCCGCAGUACCAGCCCGGGGACAACCUGUAAGAGAGCUCGGGCACAGGGCCGCCCCACCACCACCACACCGCCAUGGAGCAGAGGAGAGAGGCUGGGCGCAGAGCUUCUAGAGACGGGUAGCGUGAGCUGUGAACCAGGGUCCCAAACCACUGAGACACUGUGGUACGUCUCCUCCUUCAGAGAACCCCCCCCCCCCAGAGAACCCCCUCCCACCCCAGCCCUGAACCCCCAAUCCCCACAAACUCAGAUCCUUGAAAUUGGGAGAUUUUUUUUUUUUUUAGUUUUUGUUUUUGUUUCAUGUGGAUAAAAUCAUUGUGAUGGGUGUCCUUGUACUCCAACCUUAGUAGAGUUAGGGUCUGUGGCACCCGUUCCCUCUUUUCAUUGCAAAUUUGGACAAUGUGAGGAUAAGUAUGUUUUUGAAGAGAGCAAGCCCUGUGUCUGAUGAUCUUUGACCAGGCUACUCCCUGCCCCAUGUAGUACUAGGCAGCGAAGUGUGUGGGUACGAUCACCAGUCUGCAGCACACCGGAGGAGGGCAUACGAAACAGAAACGCAAUGGCUGGUUCACAAUUGCACAAAAGUAUAUUUACUUUUUAUGAAACUUAAUUUCUCUUAUUUCUGUUUUUUUUUUUAUUCUCCAGAACACUAAAAAUCUUUUUUUUUUUAAUGAAUGCUCAAAAUGACAGACUGAGGAUAAUAUCAGUGCGUAGUCAUUUCAGUUGAUUCGAUUUGUUUUCUCCCUUUCUCUUUUGUUUAGUGUCAAUAGUGAGUUUUAUCAAGUGACCAAUAACUGUGGUAGAUCAUGGGAGAUGUCCUGCGACUGAUGUGAUGUGUGGAGUGAAAUAAUGGACAAGAGAGACAAACAUGAAGUGUUGAGUGAAAGGAACAAGUGGGGACGGUAGCCAUUUUGAAUGUAUUCUAAAUAAACUGUGGGAAAUGGGUUUUUUGAGAGAAUAUGGAUUUGAUUUUUUAAAAGGGUGAUCAGUGGGGUAGAAGUGCAGAGAUUUAGUCUCGCUUGUCUAUGUUUUGGCUUUUUCUACACUGGUGGAAAAUAAUGAGUGGAUUUUUAAGGAAAAAAAAGCUGUAGUAGUUUUUUUUUUUUUUUUCUCAGAUUUAAAAAAAAUAUAUAUUGAUGAAUUUUAUGACAACUUGAAUCAUAUCUCAUAGAGGAGCUGUAUUUUGAGGGAAGUGCAGAACAUUUGUUUAAAAACGCUAAAGUAUCGUUGCCAUUUUGUUUAGGAAUAAUUGUAAUCUGCAGCUAAUAUUUCCAGUUACAUCUGAUUUAAACUGAUUUACAUGUGAUUGACCACUGAGGACUGAAUAGCAUAAUAGGAAGAAAGCGACAUGAAAGAAGCCUGGUCCUUCUGCAUUUCACUGCAUCUUUGUGAUGCUUUCAUGGCCGUCCACACAACAUCCUGUGUGGAGCUCGGCGUGACACAUCCUCCACUUCACACACUACACCAUAGAAAGUCCAUCAAUAUCAAUUGGCACUGGAUCGACCAAUGGACCACUACCUCCAUCUUCUCACACAGAGCUUCACGGCCGAGGGCCGUUUGUCAUGGAUUUUUCAAUGAUUUUCAAUCAUUUCUAUGAACUGUGUUUUCAAUGUAUGGAAUUUGCCAAAAGUAAAUGAUUUUUAAAUGUGGUCUUUCUGGUCUGAAGGAUGGUGAUUAGUAUAGCGUCAGACCUGAAGUCGCCCUUCAGUGUUGAGGAGAGUGAAGGUCAGCUCCAUGCCCCAGUGCUGUUAUUGGUCCAUUGGGUUGACCUUUCAACUCCGCUUAAAGAUUCAGUCACACACACCAUUUGCACUCCCACUUAAAGUUGGUCUGUGUCACUUAGAUGGGUAUUUCAGUGUGGUUUAUUGGUCGUAAAACAAGCGCAGAUAUCAUGGUAGAACACUGUCAACCGCCAAAUGCUUAUCCACCCACAUUCCACCCUGAUUUCAUUGCCAUCAUCAGCAAAUCGAACGAGCCACGUCAUACAGAGUGUGACCACCACCAGAACAGUGUUCUACAUUGCUGACGGCUUAAUGGCAGUUUUUUUUUUUUUAAUAACAGAAAAUGGCUCGCCCAUUGUGAAAUGUAAUCUGUGACUAGGUUGGAAGAAGGUCCUAAGUAAGUGUUGGCUUCCCUGAUGUCAAAUGUAUUCCUUGGUUUGUGUGUAAUGCUGUGGUACGUUCUCAAGGUGGAGGAGACCCAUCUUGUGUUCAGCUCCUGUGUCUGUGCACUGUACGUCCUGUUGAGGUGGAGAUGUGUGUGGGUUGCCCAAAAAAAGAGCAAGGAUGGAUUCCUGUGGAUGUUCACUACCUGUACCUGGAACAUGUGUUGUGCCGUAGUCUUUCUAGACAGAACCCUUGAUGCCUAUGGGAGAAGCAAUGGGCAGGUCUCACUGUUUUAUGGUCAAAUGAACCCAAUUUUCCACUUUUCCUACGGAGAGAGGCUUUGAUUUUUUUUUUUUGUUUUUUUUUGUCUGACUGUACUGUGACACUUUAGUCUUCGGAGGGGUUUGCAAUGUCAUCUUUGUAGAGAACCAUACAUCAGCCCCCUUUCUUGUAGCGCCACCUCGUUACUCCCCAGACAUUAACCCAUUUUCAAAAGGGCUAUUGUGUGAAAUUCUGUUUUUUUUUUUUGUUUUUUUUUAGGCUUGGAGGUUAAGAUGACUACACUGACUAAUCUGAAGAAAUUGUACAGUGACAAAUAAUAAACUUUUAUGUAAUGCUUUUACCUG